AUGUAUAAGGAAUUGUGUGAUCUAAUUAAUGCGGCUGAUAAUUAUGUUUUUGAUCCGAACAACUCGAGAGGAAAUACUUUUGAGACUUUUUUUAAUUUGUAUUGCCCUGAUGAUAACUGUGACACUGAUGACAACAAAGUUAGUUCUACUUUUAUAUCAUUAAUAAAAUCUUUUGAGAAUAUUGAUGAUAAGGAAAAAUUUGAAAGUGAUAAACUUGCUGAAUAUGCUAUUUUAUGGUUAAGUUAUAAACUAAAUCAAAAAACACAAAAUGGAACUACCACAUUAAACAAUUUUUAUACUGAACAUAUAAAAAAAAAUAAGCAUUAUAAUAAGGAAAUAAAUGCUGAUAGAGAUAGUGGUAAUAAGAUUAGUAAGGGUGUUAUAGAAACAAAAAUAAGUUCGAUGAAUAUUGAUAUCAAAGAUAUAUCUAAUUUUUAUGAUGCAUUUAAAUCAUUAUGUAACAUGUAUAGUGAAAUUAAUGCAGAAAAUAAUACUGAAUGCAAGCCAUGUUUAGAAAAUGCUAGAGAAUUGUUUGAAAAAUAUGAAAAACUUAAAAAUGCUUUAGAUAUUAAUAAAGGAAGUUCUUAUUAUAAACUAUUGUCUAGUUUAUCAAAUGAUUAUAAAAAUUUUGAAAAUGAAUAUAAUAAUGUUAAAUGUAAGAAUUUCUCACCACUUGUAGCUUGUCCACGAAGUUCAGUAACAAAAAAUACACUAAUUUCAAUUGCAAUUAUAUUUGUUGCAGCAUCAAUUUUAUUGGGAGUUUCUUAUAAGUAUUCGUUAUUUGGAUUUCGAAAACGAUCUCAAAAACAACAUUUAAGAGAAAUGCUAAAAAAAUAA
Plasmodium yoelii is the source of this 837-nucleotide messenger RNA. RefSeq lists its product as uncharacterized. NCBI's taxonomy places the organism in Eukaryota, Apicomplexa, Aconoidasida, Haemosporida, Plasmodiidae. The record is from RefSeq and is a predicted model, not a curated record. The transcript has 3 exons. Bases 1 to 837 code for a protein of 278 amino acids.